CCCUUUUUAUCGACAGUAGCCUGCAAAGUAUAACCAAAGGAACGCAGGAACUGAAAUCCGAAUCGAGCAAAUUGACACGUAAACAGAGCGGUUGCCCGUUGACUUUUACGCGAAAACAUGGACGAUCAGUUGCUGGAACCCUCACUAUACACCGUCAAGGGUAUGGUGAUACUGGAUAAUGAUGGCAACAGAAUACUGGCAAAGUAUUACGACAAGAAUGUAUUUCCAACUUCAAAGGAGCAGAAAGCCUUUGAGAAAAAUCUCUUCAACAAGACACACAGAGCUAACACAGAAAUUAUCAUGCUGGAUGGUCUGACGUGUGUUUAUAAGAGCAAUGUCGAUCUAUUCUUCUAUGUAAUGGGCAGCUCUCGUGAAAACGAGCUAAUUCUUAUGAGCGUGCUGAAUUGCUUAUAUGAUUCCAUAAGUCAAAUUUUGAGAAAGAAUGUUGAAAAGAGAGCAGUGCUUGAUAGUCUGGAUAUUGUGAUGCUGGCUAUGGAUGAAAUCUGCGAUAGUGGCAUUAUUUUGGAUGCCGACGCGAGUAGCGUAGUGACACGGGUAGCACUGCGAACAGACGACAUUCCACUUGGCGAGCAAACGGUAGCACAGGUCAUACAGUCAGCAAAAGAGCAACUUAAAUGGUCGUUAUUGAAGUAAUUUAAUUUUAUAAAAUUAAUGUUAAGAAAAAGUAAAAAAUGGAGCACGUGACGUGAGUGAAAAAAAAAAUAUUACAUGAUCUAUGUGAAUAAACUAUGUGAAUAAACUAGCAACGACCAUGAUUAUAAA
Neodiprion virginianus is the source of this 783-nucleotide messenger RNA. RefSeq names its product coatomer subunit zeta-1 (gene zetaCOP). The coding region runs from base 118 to 654 and encodes 178 amino acids. The record is from RefSeq and is a predicted model, not a curated record. The transcript is spliced from 5 exons. Lineage: Eukaryota; Metazoa; Arthropoda; Insecta; Hymenoptera; Diprionidae. Gene Ontology annotation, cellular component: COPI vesicle coat. Gene Ontology annotation, biological process: retrograde vesicle-mediated transport, Golgi to endoplasmic reticulum; intra-Golgi vesicle-mediated transport; intracellular protein transport.